CCUCUGCUGACGCCUUCUCCUGCGCGCUCAACAAGGGCCCCUCCACACCACACACAUGGCCUGCUACGACCUCUGCCGCCCCUGCGGACCCACCCCGCUGGCCAACAGCUGCAACGAGCCCUGUGUCAGGCAGUGCCAGGACUCCCGCGUCGUCAUCCAGCCUCCCGCCGUGCUGGUCACCCUGCCAGGACCCAUCCUCAGCUCCUUCCCCCAGAGCACCGCCGUCGGAUCCUCCUCAUCCGCUGCCGUGGGCAACGUCCUGGGUGCUCAGGGAGUGCCCGUCUCCUCUGGGGGCUUCGGCUACGGCAUUGGCAACGGCUUCGGAGGCCUGGGCUGCUACGGUGGUGGAAGAGGCUGCAACAUCUGCUAAGGGCCCUUGACAACACGCAUGACAACAGCAAGAACACCCUGGAAGCAGCACAAAGGACUGAGGAUGCACAUCCACACUGUUCCUGACACAUAUAUCUGCUGU
Melopsittacus undulatus (budgerigar) is the source of this 472-nucleotide messenger RNA. Its product is annotated as feather keratin 1-like. Bases 56 to 370 code for a protein of 104 amino acids. The record is from RefSeq and is a predicted model, not a curated record. Gene Ontology annotation, molecular function: structural constituent of cytoskeleton. Gene Ontology annotation, cellular component: intermediate filament. The transcript is spliced from 2 exons. Lineage: Eukaryota; Metazoa; Chordata; Aves; Psittaciformes; Psittaculidae.